Molecule: messenger RNA, 770 nt
Organism: Sphaeroforma arctica JP610
Lineage: Eukaryota; Ichthyosporea; Ichthyophonida
Exons: 4
Coding region: 15-599 (194 amino acids)
Source: RefSeq, a predicted model, not a curated record
UGAAGGUACCGCAGAUGAUGAAGAUCGUAAGCAAUAAGAGUGCCGAGGGUAUAUCGAUGCUUGCACUGUUCUUGGAGGUGAUCAACUACUCUGUCAGUGUGGUCCACAAUCUCCGCCACAACAACCCGCUGAUCGCGUGGGCCGAGACACUCAACCUGACGUUCCAGAACAUCGUGCUGAUGGUGUUGGUGAUGGUGUACGGCAAAGGUAACAUGCUGCCAGGCACAGUCAUGUUUGUAGCGUACGCUGGCAUGUUGUUUGUAAUGCAAGACGAGCAGGCGUUCACCAGCGAGUAUCUGUCCAUUGCGUUCGCCGGUGGGACUAUGCUGACCGUCGCUGCACGUGGUAUCCAGAUUGCGGCCAUCCAGAGUGCGGGCCACGCACAGAAUCUGUCGUUCGCCACUGUGGCGCUUCAGUUUGGCGGCAGUGUUGCGCGAGUGUUCACCACCAUUCACGAGAUGCCUGAUGACACGGACAUGCUGUUUGCCUUCGGCGCAGCGAGUCUAUUGAACGGCGUAAUACUGCUGCAGCUCAUCUAUUUCUGGAAUGCUAAAGCACCGGAGGUGGCGGCUAAGGACGCAGAAAAGAAGACACAAUAGUGCGCCUGUGUUCCUACAAGCUGGUCCUAAUUAUUUUAAAGGUGCGCAGGCCGUGUCAGUCCAGGGCUUGGGAAUUGGGUGCAGGUUCUCUUUCAGGGCAGUACUGGCUACAUGCUGACACUCAUGGAAUGCAUCGGUCUUCCGCAAAAUAAAAAAUAAACUAGUCUGUGC